CGGGUGGUUUUACGAAUCAAAUUUCAUCAAACCCUCAACAAGAUGAGAACAUUGAUCGCUGUAAAUGUCGCGCUCGUGAUACUUCCACUCAUAGCAGCACAGAACUGUGUCAGGGAUAUCAGCAAUCCUCGCCUCGUAACAACUAGCAAGCUAGUCAGUCGGACUUACGACUGCAACUAUGAUUGCGUGUUUUCGUACACGGAGUAUGUCAACACAAGUUACAUCGACUAUGACAGUUGUUGGUUGAACUAUGAGGUGAAACAGGAGUCCGUGUGCUGCGAAGGUUACAAGCAGGAUUCCCUCGGACAAUGUAAACCAAUUUGCGUGGGAUGCAGCAAUGGUCGGUGUACCGCGCCAAAUGUGUGCAGCUGUUACGCCGGGUAUCAGGAUCAGAUGGGAGUCUGCAUUCCAGUCUGUGAGCCAAAAUGUGGCCACGGCACGUGCGUAGCACCAGGGCGGUGCUCCUGCCAUGAAGGGUACGUGAUGGAUGCGCAGAAAGGAUGCGUUCCUGUUUGUGAUCCGCCCUGCCUGAAUGGUACAUGUACUGGUGUGAACACUUGUGAAUGCUUUAGUGGAUUCCGAGAGGUCGCAACAAAGUCCAAUAAAUGCGCGCCGGAAUGUGAGCUAGAAGUAGCAGAUUGUGGCAACGGAACUUGCGUUGAGCCGAAUCGAUGCAGAUGUGCGGAAGGGUUCACAUUUGAGAACGAUCGAUGUAUUGCCCACUGUGAUCGUGCUUGCAGCAACGGAAGCUGCACCAGUCCAAAUACUUGCACUUGCAACGCCGGAUACACCAAUAACCCGGCUGAUCCAUCUGAGUGUGUUCCCUUCUGCGAUGGAGGUUGUCAAAAUGGAUCCUGCGUUGCUCCAAAUACUUGCGAGUGUAUUGGAGGGUUUGAACAGUCACAUCGAUGCGAACUUGUGUGAACCGAGCUGCGAUUCAAAGUUUAUUGAUCCCAGGAAGGGAGAGUGCAUAGCGCCUAAUGUUUUGGACUGCAAUGCGGGGUACGUGCUGGAAUAUUCCUCGAUAUCUGGGCGGACCUUUUGCAAACGCUCGCAGUGAAUGAAAAAAAAAACUGUAGAGAUAGUCAAUAAAGUCAUAUCGUCGCCGUCGUGCUAAUUUGUCGUA
Molecule: messenger RNA, 1126 nt
Organism: Culex quinquefasciatus (southern house mosquito)
Lineage: Eukaryota; Metazoa; Arthropoda; Insecta; Diptera; Culicidae
Product: von Willebrand factor D and EGF domain-containing protein-like
Exons: 2
Coding region: 43-924 (293 amino acids)
Source: RefSeq, a predicted model, not a curated record